Messenger RNA from Amoebophrya sp. A120, 5355 nucleotides. The record is from the annotation of a GenBank genome assembly. NCBI's taxonomy places the organism in Eukaryota, Dinophyceae, Syndiniales, Amoebophryaceae.
AGUCGAAUCUUCACCAGAGUAGAAGAACACCCUGCUAAGUGUCCCUGAAGACCCGCUAUUAAUUCCUAAAUCCUGAUAUCCACAAUACUUGUACUUGCGCAACAUUCUGAUUCAAUGUUGCCAUCUCGUCCCUCUUGCAAAUCCUUCGUAAGCUUUUCAAGCAGGAUCACACCGGAGACCGCAAAUAAAAACGGCAACUAGUCGUGUCUAGAGCUAGAAGUAGCUACCCCUCAACAAACAAAUUAUUCGCCAGAAGUCGACCUCGACGAGGGCCCGCGACCUUCCUCGUCCUGUCUUGCGAGUCAUCCACAACUCCGACGGUUGCAGCGAGUAACGACUUCGGUGUACUAGCAGCUGGUGAUAGAAGUUGCAAAACGACCAGAGCCUGUUCCAGGCCCAGGAGCUCCAAGCAAGAAGAAGACCGCCGGUAGUUUCACAAGAGAGGAAUAAAUCUAAAAAUCUUGACCAAGUGCAAGCAAAAGAGGCGUCGAACAACGCAGGCUCAGUUGUAGAAGAACAAGGGGGAAAGCAAAUCCGCCGGAGUCAGGAACAACGAUCGGCGUUGGUCCUGCUCCCCAAGAAGAAAAGCAAUAUGUUGUCGCGUAACAAACCGUUCAAACUGGUCGCCACCGUGGCUUUGGCCACGACGAGGGAAGCAGCGGCAAUUGCGGCCUGGAUUCUCGGAGACGGCUCGUCUACUGCUGCGGGAGGGGAUGACAGCAAAAACGAGCAGAACUCAUGGGUGGAUUGGGAGCACCUGAGGAAGCUUUUCUCCCUACCCCGGCCCCCGCAAGGCCGGCGUGCAAAAUCGGCGAAAUUUCUGGCUCGUCGGGACGAAAUGUGGGAGGACGAAGGAGAAGGCGACUCGCUUCCUGCCACCGCUGCUGUCCCCGAAGAUCUUCUUGCCGGCAUCGGAAUCGCCGAUACGGGAGAAGUGGAUGCGCGUCCUGGGAUCACCGGAGCAGGAGUCGAGGGCGUGGGCACCGGCGUGGAGGGGCAGGGGCCUCAAAGCUCUUUUCUGCAGGUGGAUGAAGGGGAAGCCGCGACUGUCCCUGCGCCCGCCGAUCAAAGUCCUAGCUCUCCGGUUGGGGCGGGGGUGGGCGCUUCUGCGGCGAAUACGCAUUGCAAUGCAAAUAUGAUACCUGGGUCUUCCCAUUGGGUCUAAGGCACACGAAAUUCUGUCAUGUUCGUGCGUGAAAAGCAUAUUGAAAGGUAAGUUGCGAUACCUCUGCCAAGCAAAAAGUUGAUUCCUCAUUCAAAGUCGGCAUUAAGUUUAGUGUACACCCUUCUCAAAGUAAGUAACUCAAUCUGCUUUGGCAAGCAACCUAGACCUUCUUCAUGCUCCAGACAGAGGUCGCACUCGCAUGAUACACAUUUGCGAUGCUAGUAAGUACGUUUUUCUUCGGACCCAGACAACAAAUUUGCACUGGAUAGCAAAGCCGUCUCUGCAAUUUCCGACGCCGCACAACAUGCUGAAGUUGAUCCCGACGCAAGAAAGCCACGCGGGAGCGCAAGAGCAAGACGGGCAGGCUGGCUCUGCUGACCACUCUGCUCUGCAAGUGCAACAAGCAGACAAUGUUGCGGUCGCCGGGGGUACACGUGAAGUUGGGGCGAAUCUGAAUAUCCACUGCAAACCUGUUGUAGUCUUUUUGUUUUUCUAAGGUGCAGAUCUUAUUCACACCCGUGCCCGAAGAUGCUUAGCCUGCAUGACAGAUGGUGAUACCCGUUUCCCGGGGCAAAACAUGAAGAGCCUUCGUUCCUCCUUUUGAGGGAUGACAAGUAGAAGUCUUCGCGGACAACUCAUGGCUAAAAAUGUCAAGACAAACACUAGCAUCUUCACGAGCUUGCAAUGUCAGCGAGCAGUUCGUCGGGACCCCGAAGACGUUGACAUGUUUGCAGUUGAUAGGAAAAGAAGUGCCGUCACUGCAAUUUCCCACGCCGCACAACAUGAUGAAGUUGAUCCCGGACGGAGUGGAAGCCCCUACUGUGGUGCAACUACCGGCGGAUGACAAAAAGGAUGACUCUCACCAGUCUUUUCUCAAGCUCGAAGAAACCUCCGACAGGAGAACAGUUCCUGUUGUUGAAAGGGUGGGUGGAGGUGAGGCUCUAUCACUUCUACAAGGGCAAGAAGAACGCCGCGUCGGAGGAAAGCAGGAGCAUAUAAAACAAGCAGAAGGUGGGCAUGACGAAGUGCCCGAAGUACACGAGCGAAAAGGAAAAACCCAAAACCGAUUGACCGAGAACGCCUCUCCAGGGAUUUCUGGUAGUCUGGGGGACCUCCACACUAGCGAGAGAGAUGAUCUUCAGAUUGCCAAUCACCUCCAAUCGUCGCAGACGACAACGAGCGGUCCUUCUUUCACGCAGACGGGCUCGACGGGUUUCAGGCAGCACAGGCUUCGUAGAGCAAAUUCGGACGUGGGACCGUGGACCGAGGCUAUGAAGGUGAACGAGCAAGAAGCAGAGGAGAUGAGGCGCGACGCUCUACACGAUUAUGUUCUUGACAAAUACCCGCCCCCGGAUGUCGAAGUGGUAGCACAGACAUCCACCUUUGCGCUGUGGUCAAUCUUCAAUAGGAAUAGUGUGCAGGAACCGAAACAAAUCAUCUAUCGCACACAAGAGGGAGACGAGAUUUCCGCCGACAAGGUCACGAUCAUCAGCAUCAGAAAAUGCUAUAUCGUCGAUUUCCGCAUUGGAGCCGGGAUCGAACAUCUCUACGUGACAUUCACCCCAGCUGCCGCUGUCACCGAAGGCCGAUCUCUUCUCGCGGAAGACAAAGUGCGCAAGGUUGUUGUCGCCGAGUUCGAGGGGGGCGGAUGGAGCGUGCACAACCCGGACUCUUUUCCUCAGUCCUGGCCGGUUGUCUAUGAGUCUCCUAUUUGUCUACAGAGUGGUAUGCUAGACUCGGCAACGGAAGAGUUCGAGAAGUUGCUCGAAGAAACAAGGAAGGAUGACCUGCGCAACUUGGGUCUGACCGCUUUUCAGAAACGGAUGCUUCGUGUCCAGAUCGACGAAUAUAACAGAAAAAAUGAAGAGCUGAGAGCUCUCGAAAAGAAGAAGGAACCGACGAUCUCAAGCUGGCUGCCUGAGUGGGUGAAAACAAGCCCGGAAAUAAGCGACCAGAUGCUGAACAAGGCUCGACAAGCAAGGGACAAGGCAAAAUGGAGUGUGUGGUGGUUCUUGAACAAGGGGAGCGACUCUUUCAACAAGAAGCUGCACGAGAUAGUUGACCGUGACGAGGUCGAUUGGGACUCGUCAAGGUUGCUGCUCGCCACGAACCUGAACGAAGACAAUGGCAGCGGCCGUGUAAACCCUGACAAGGUAACGGAUGUGGUGCAGCAACUGGGUGAGAAGCUCGAAUAUGGGAAAUCCCGUCGAGAUUCUGAGUCACACUACGGCAUUUUUUCAAAAAAUUGCCAGCAUUUCGUCAACGAACUAUUGAAAGUUUGGCGGACGGGCGACGAAAUGUUGAAUGUGGACCAGCAGACGAGACAUUUUACCCAGCUGCGUGGCCCACUCCACCUCUGGCCGCAGCUGUCCGGAGGUGGACAGACAUCAGCUGAUUCGUCUGGAGUGCAUUCGCUUGAUGAACAAUUUGCUUCGCGCGUCUGGAACAAAGGUGGCGAAAAAUUGAAGUACCAUAGGUGUGCUCUGAAGACCAAAAGGCUGCCCGUGGUGCAGCGACAAAUUGCCGUGGCGUUGCAGAAGCUGAAAGAUGGGUCCGAAUCGCUAUCGCUCGCGCUAAAUAUUGAUGAAGAAAGAACAAAAAAUGCAUCCUGGCUCAGAGAUCAAGAGGUGAAAAAUCAAGAGGCAGAGGCUGCCGCUGAACCGCAACAGGCACAGGCAUGGUCGUCUAGUUUCUCGCGCAGCUGGUCUUUGCUUUCCCCGACGUCCUCGGAGAUGCAGGACGACUGCGGAACGAAAGGCCACAUAGAAAAAGAUCCCGGCGAUGCGGAGGUAUUAAAUUCGCUUCCACCUUCGCGAAUAUACCUGGCGCGCGAUUCCUUCGACCGGGUUCUGGAAGCACGAAGACAUGUCAAAUGCUUGAAAAUGGAACGCAAGAGGCUACACGAGUACAUAGAAAGCUCCUGCAAACAAGAGCACCAGGCCUCGAAGAAACAAGCUACGCCCUAGCUCCAACAUAGUAAGCCGGAAAUUGAAAAAGACAUAAUUUUCUGUGAUUUCAUGUGGAACUUCAACUUUUUACACUCAACCUGCACGAGAAAACGAACAGCUUGCAACUUUCAACUUAUUUUCAAAUCUCUCUUCGUAAACUUUGCAUUUACAACAAACUUCUAUCUUGUACGACAGAAACACCUCAGCCAGACUUCUUAACUUUUCAGUACGAGUCGUAUCUUUCGACGCCAGCUGGUUAUCUUUUCAGCUUUCUUUUUCGUUUUCUUUUGUCAACAGGGCGAUAAGCGGCUCUGGCGCACUGGCUUUUUCUUCAAGUUGUAGCGCUAGAACCACACGAGAGAAGAAACUUCACCCGGAUUCCGUGUAUCCAAAGGCAAUAAACAAGCAAACGAGUUGUAAUCAGUAAAGUAUCUACCCGUUAUUUUUGUCUUCUGCGAAACCUCCAUCGGUCUGAAUUAAACUAAAACUUUGCAUUUUGCAUUUCCCCCUUCGAACGUGAAGUAAGUGUCUAAUAAUUUAACAGUAACACGAAGGCCCACUGACCUGUAUUGAAGGGAAAGAAAGGACAAGCAUCUCAGUCUCAGCGCGAGUUUUUGCAUUAUACAGGUCCGGAUCGGUUUAGGUGGUGGUAAUCUAAAAUGGGUACCAGCGUCUAACGAUGGCGCCCUGACAUUCACACAACAAAAUUGCCCCCCAGACGUGCAAGCUUUACACCAUUUCGAUUUUCCUUAAGUCACGCCCCUCCCUUCGCCAUUUUUCUAGUUUUUUAUGCCGUUUUUUUCCCUUGAGCGCCGCUUUUUUUCUAAUUUGUUGUGCCGCUCAGCACUCCUUCCUACUGCCCCCUGAGCAAGUGUAUUGUCUGCGUUUGUACUAGAUGCAAAAGAGUAAAGGCGUCACGCUCGUCAUGUUCUCUCGCAGACCAGAGGUAGUUUUCCAAGUAUAUGAAAGAUAACAAAAGCACUAUACCGCUACCUUCGCAGCAAGAUUAAAUAAUGCGGACGAACAAGAAUGCGCUGUUGGUGGGCUCUGCUUCUAUCCUCAUGCCCAAUGACAAGGCUACAGCCCUACUUGCGUGGUCCUCGGCCCCGUUUCGCUCCUAUUUUUGCAAUGGUCGGCGCUUGGGGUGGGUUUGCACUUGUGUAUGUGAUUUUGGUGAUUUUUCGUGCUGGCCACCCUCGGCUUGCUUAUUUCUUUUUAUCUGCCCUGGCACCUCGUCGAAAC